UAGGGGCGCCAUACAGCCUUCAGUUCAAGGACAGCGACAUACAAGUAUAAUGUACGAGUUACAGUAGCAUGGUAUUGAUGUGAUUAAACAAUAGUACACAUUACUGACGCACUUUAAUUAGUCGACAGCAAUAAAAAUGCGCGCUUUUAUGUUUAGUUGUGGGCAACUCCAUAUAUGGUCAACUGAACGGAAGCGCGCGAGCUGGAAAGAGGAACGGCCACCGGAAACGUCAUGCUUGAAAAAUGUGGCAUUCAGCCAGCAGCUGCGUGUGAGAUAAAAACUCUUGAAGCCGAGACGACGUACCACUCGCUGGAGGAAGGCAUGGUGGAGUACUGCACCACCGAGACGCCGGUGACCGUGACCGCAGAGGCUCCGCUGGAGAUGCUGGCGGCGCAGGCCGAGUGCAAACCGCAGGAACUGAAGAGCCGCAUCACGCUCAACUCCGCCAAACUGCUGCAGGAGCACCGCGUCACCAACCUGCAUGUGCGCGAGAUCACCCAGCACCUGGAGAACCAGAGCGACCUGCUGCAGAUGAUCCGCCGCUCGCAGGAGGCCCAGGCCUGCGCUCAGGAGAGACAAGCCCAGGCUCUGGAGGGAACGCAGGCCGCCCUGCUCGCCCUCAUCCAGAUGUUCAGACCCGCUCUGAAGGACUUGAGGACGUUUCUGCAGAACGCCAACAGCCCACACACACUCAAAAAAAUAAAUCGUUGGUAUAACUUAAUAUAAUUAUGACACACAUUUCCACGCAUUUGAAUUAUGUUAUCUCAACUUAAUCAAGGCAAAUAG
Sinocyclocheilus anshuiensis is the source of this 786-nucleotide messenger RNA. Its product is annotated as nuclear apoptosis-inducing factor 1-like. Lineage: Eukaryota; Metazoa; Chordata; Actinopteri; Cypriniformes; Cyprinidae. Bases 232 to 726 code for a protein of 164 amino acids. The record is from RefSeq and is a predicted model, not a curated record. The transcript is spliced from 3 exons.